Messenger RNA from Aureobasidium namibiae CBS 147.97, 1683 nucleotides. RefSeq lists its product as uncharacterized. The coding region runs from base 1 to 1683 and encodes 560 amino acids. The transcript has a single exon. Gene Ontology annotation, molecular function: metallocarboxypeptidase activity; zinc ion binding. Lineage: Eukaryota; Fungi; Ascomycota; Dothideomycetes; Dothideales; Saccotheciaceae. The record is from RefSeq and is a predicted model, not a curated record. Gene Ontology annotation, biological process: proteolysis.
AUGCGCGCCUCGUCGUUGCUGCUGCUCGUCGUCUCGACUCUGCUGGCCCCGACAGCUUCAGCAGUGCCCUCAUAUCCUCAACCACCACCGCUUCCGCAGCAAACAUCACAUCGUCCGGCAUGGCGCUCCGUCACCGACGCCAUCGUUCGCAACAUCUGGAGCCCGCCAGCAGACUCUCGACCUGAGCCUGUCGCCAAUUCUCCUUCGCACCACAAGCACAGUGACGAUGUCGUUGUUCGAUUCAACAUCAGCAAUGCCCAGGACGCCUCAAGCCUCGCCGACGCUGCCGACACUCUCUUCCUCGACUUGUGGGAAUUCACCGACGAUUGGGUCGAUAUCAGAAUGCAGAAAGACUUGAUACCGUCGUUGCUCGGCCUGUUACCUUCUUCGCUACACCAUUCCCACGCUUUGCUCAUGGACGAGUUCGCUCUUCAAAAUGCUAUCUCAGAUACAUACCCUUCUUCCCGAUCAACCCGUAUGCUGCAUCAGUCCAACGGUCCUACCCACCAUAAUGCUUUCGCUCCCAAGCUCGGGGUAUCUUCGUCAGACAACAUCUUCUUCAAUGACUACCAACCUCUAUCCGUCAUCCUACCGUGGAUGCGCCUCAUGGCUUCCCUUUUUACUACCCACGUGCGUGUUGUGAAUGUUGGCACUACCUUUGAAGACCGACAAAUUCCAGCCCUGCGCAUCGGCGUCCACCCGACCAACAAUGAUUCUCCCACGCGUCGCAAGACCAUCAUGAUCACUGCUGGUCUUCACGCCAGAGAGUGGAUCUCAACCAGCACUGUCAAUUACAUUGCGUACUCGCUCAUCACUGGCUACGGAAAGAAUCAUGUCAUCACUGCUCUUCUCGAGGAGUUCGACUGGGUCCUCGUGCCCACUGUCAAUCCAGAUGGCUACACUUAUACCUGGGAGACCGAUCGCUUGUGGCGCAAAAACCGUCAACAGACUUCUUUGCGCUUCUGCCGUGGACUUGACCUCGACCGAAGCUUCGAUUACCACUGGGACGGUGCCGCAAACACAAAAUCGAAUCCCUGUAGUGAGUCUUUUUCAGGCUCCGAGCCCCUCGAGGCCAUUGAGGCCAAGACCCUGGCAGGCUGGAUCCGUAACGAGACUGAGCACAACAAUGUUGACUUCGUGGGCCUGCUGGAUCUGCACUCGUACUCACAGCAGAUCUUGUACCCAUAUUCGUACACCUGCGACGACAGUCCUCCAAACGUGGAGAACCUACAGGAGGUCGCUGCCGGCCUGUCGAAAGUCAUGCGUCUCUCAGGCGGACGCUACUACCAAUCUGCUCCCGCUUGCGAAGGCAAUGUCGGUUAUGCCGCUACCGGCGACCGCCAAGUAUUCCCUCGCUUCGAGACAGGCGGCGGCAGUUUCCUCGAUUGGUUUUACCACGACCUGAAAGUCAAGUAUACUUACCAACUCAAGCUGCGCGAUCGCGGCACCUAUGGAUUCUUGCUGCCCAGGGAUCACAUUGUCCCUACGGGCAAGGAAGUCUUGGAUGCUGUGAUUUACUUUGGAAAGUUCCUGGGUGGCCAGCUUGACUUUGCUACUGCUGGAGAUGAAGAGCAGAGUGAUCGCGAGCAGACUGAGCAAGGCCAAGCCGGCGUGGAUGAGAUCGAGGAGAUGAUUGACGAUGCUGACGAGGACGUAAUGGUCGAAUUGAGGCGGCGGAGAUGA